AUUCGGACGUUGAACGGAUUAACCUUAAAUCACUGGAUAUGACAUGUUGAAAAUUUGACCAUUUUUCAUAAGUAUGGAACAGAGCGACGAGGAUUGGUCAGUCGAAUGCUCUGACGAUGAAAAAUAUGAGGCAACUACAGCGAACGAAUGGACUCUGCAGCCAGAGAGUAUAAUGGCAUUGAUUGAAGGAUUGGAGGUGAACCAUCAUAUUCUUGAACUGGAAUGGAAAUGUCCAGGAAGACGAGGCCCUUCGCCAGUACCCACCAAUAAUCGUCAACAGGAUCACACUUCACAGGAUUAUAAAACUGAAGAGAAGUCUGAUUUUGACUUUAUGGAUGAAAUGUCGUCCCCACGGAUGCCAGUUCGGCGAGUUGGGGAAAGCACUCCGAAAGGUAGUGCCAAGAAAAAGACUGCAAGUUUCAACGGGGUCUUAUCUACAAUGCUCCGACACCGACGCUUGGAACAACAAGAAAUCAACUCUAGUCCUAAAAAGCCAGAAGCUAACUCCCCAAACCCCAAGCCACAGGCAACUCAAUAGGACUUCAUUUGUUAAAUCCGAACUAUGAAAAUUUACCUACAUUAUUUGUUGGAACAGUUUGUCGGUUUUGCAGGGUUUGACAAUAAGACCCUUUUGUACUGGUAAUUUUUCAGUUUUUGGUGAUUGAUUGAAUUUUAUAUCACCAUUUUUUAAUAAUAAGAUAUUCAUUGGUACGAAAAAUCGUUUCAACAGUGACGAAAACAUUUUUGUACUAUUGGAAUUGAAUAUAAGUUUAAUAAUAAAACUGAUAUACCGUAUUGCUUCGAGUCUGAGUCGAGAUUUUUAGUUGUUGACAGCACACGCCAAAGUCGUUCUCAUUUUAUGCGCGUACCCAUCUUAUGUUCGUAACUAAGAAAAACACCCUGAAAUACUGUCUUAGAAUUGGAGGCCAUCCUAUAUUCGGGGUCGGUUUAUACUGGGAACAAUACGGUACUACCGAUUAAAAAUCAUAUCAUGAAGGUGUGAAUACAAUAACAUUGCCUAUAAUCUUAAGUUUAUCAUUUUAGAUCUGAGAUAAUUUUUUGUAAAUAUAUUAUCUUUAACACUGUUUCACGAUUGUUUCGCGUCGCUGAAAAUUCACUCUACCUUUACCGUACAGAGCAGACUUAUAUCUGUAUGCUAAUUCAAAAUCAGCAUACUGCAUACUUGUAAUUAUUAUUAUACAAUUUAUUCUAGAUAUAAUUAUAUACAUGUAUAUAAUAUUUUUUUUUUCAAGAUUCAAGACGAAAAUAUUGAGUCAAAAAGAUGCUGUCCAAAUUUUAGCUCUUAAUAUUUUUCUAUUUUCCAUUUCAAUAACAUGGGAAUAUUUUUUUUGACUUUAGGAUUUUAUAACUCGUCAACGCAUUGGUGUAUUGAUGAGACCAGAACGUAAUUUAUCGCUUUACAAAAAAUCUACUUUUUCAAAAGUUAUUUAAGGUCCGUUUAUAUAUUAUAUAUUAUACAUAUAACUUAUCAAACGAAAAUUAAUUCAAAAUACGCGGUUGAAAGAUAGAGCCAAUAGAUGAGAAAAUUUUAACGAAUGUUUCCAAUCUGUUGAUCCUAUGAUGAAUGUCUGUUUAGUCUUCUUGAGGGUCUAAUUUGUCAAAAAAUUCACGAAAUUUUACCAAAGUUUCAAAAACUCUAAAAUUAAAUGAUUCAGGCCUUUUUAUUGUGAGACGUAAUUUUGCCACAAUAUAUAAUUGUGCAAGGUCUCAAAUGGUUGCGAUCAUAGCAUUAAAUGUGAUAGCGAAACAAUUGAGAAACGUUGUACUUUCGUAGCUAUCCAUUUUCCAAAGUUCUAAGCUGUUUUUUUCAAUUUCUAGGGGUUAAAUUAGUGAAAAAAAACAUCUACAAAUCGAUUGUGAGAUAAAAAUGUUUUUGGAUUCAGAAGAUCGCAAAA
Molecule: messenger RNA, 1916 nt
Organism: Neodiprion virginianus
Lineage: Eukaryota; Metazoa; Arthropoda; Insecta; Hymenoptera; Diprionidae
Gene: Pa1
Product: PAXIP1-associated glutamate-rich protein 1
Exons: 3
Coding region: 74-538 (154 amino acids)
Source: RefSeq, a predicted model, not a curated record